CGUUUCCCUUCUUUCCGUCACAGUGAGCUGUGCUCAACAAUGGCUUCUCUCACCAGAGCUGCUCUGCUCACCUCUUCUGCCAUGGCGAAACCGAGUCUCUCGUCUUCUCUCUUUCAACCGCAGAAUCCUACUUCAAUGCUCCCAACCUCCGUCGCUCCUCGGCCGAGUCAGUUCCUUAGCUCGGCUUCCCUCUGCAGGCCUCUGAGGGCCGUUGCCAGCCCCUCUUCCGCCCCAAUCGAACAUGAUGUCGGAGAAGACGCGCAUUCGCUUCGGCAAAUCUGCACUGGUCAUGUUCCGGAUCACGUAUUGCGCAGAAUGGAAGAAGUUGGGUAUGUUGUACCUACUGAUGUGCAGAGGCAAGCCUUGCCUGCUUUAUUCUCUGGACGGGAUUGUAUUCUCCAUGCUCAGACAGGUUCUGGGAAGACACUCACGUACCUGCUAUUGAUAUUUUCAGUUAUAAACACCCAAAGAUCAGCUGUGCAAGCAUUGAUAAUUGUGCCAACACGAGAACUUGGUAUUCAAGUAACGAAAGUUGCACGCUUAUUAGCUGCGAAGCCUAUGGAAGAGGAGAUGGAGCAGAAAUCUUGUACGGUCAUGGCUCUUUUGGAUGGAGGCAUGUUACGACGACAUAAAAGUUGGCUAAAGGCAGAGCCUCCUCCAAUAGUUGUGGCUACUGUUGGGAGUUUGUGCCAAAUGCUGGAAAAGCUGGUGUUUAAGCUUGAAUCUCUUCAAGUUCUGGUUGUUGAUGAGGUUGAUUUUAUGUUCAAUUCUUCCAAACAAGUAAGCUCUCUCCGGAAGCUUCUAACCUUUUACUCGUCAAGCAAUAACCGUCAGACCAUCCUAGCGAGUGCAUCCAUCCCCCAGCACAGACGAUUCUUACAUGACUGCAUCCAACAGAAAUGGACAAAGAGUGAUGUACUUCAUAUUUAUGUCAACCCAGUAGAGCCGAUGCCUUCAUCUCUAAAUCACAGAUUCAUGAUAUGUCACAAGAACAAGAGACAUGAAACCUUGCUAUCCUUAAUAAAAUCUGAUGCCCCUGAGUCUGGCAUUAUUUUUGUUAAUGAGCAGUCUGAGAAGUCAAAAAAGGCUGGGAAUGCACCACCAACGGCUCUCUUGUUGGAAUUCUUGAGGAGUUCAUAUCAAUGCUCUUCAGAUAUCCUCCUUCUAGAAGAAGACAUGAACUUCAAUUCCCGGGCAGCUUCUCUGUUGGAAUUAAGGCAGAAAGGUGCCUAUCUUCUUGUGGCAACAGAUCUAGCCGCCCGAGGAAUCGACCUUCCAGAAACAACUCAUAUUUACAACUUCGAUCUCCCGAGGACUGCUGUCGAUUAUCUUCAUCGAGCUGGAAGGACAGGCAGGAAACCAUUUUCGGACAAGAAAUGUUCAGUCACAAGUAUCAUAACCUCAGAAGAGAGGUUUGUUUUGAAGAAAUACGAGAAUGAGUUAAUGUUCGACUGCGAAGAGCUUUUCCUAUAACUUUUGGCCCCGAUGCCGUCUCUUGUAUGGUGUAGUAGUUGAUUUUCUUCCUCUGCUAAAAUUACUCGAGCAGAUGAAACACAUAACAUAGAAAGAACUAGGAGAGAUUGUAUUCCGCGACGAUGUUUUUAAACCAUGAAGUAGAAUCAUCAAUCAGUUAUGUAAGGACAGUAGCUAGUCACUUUCCUGAUAAUCCUGUCUAUGGAUCUUAUCUAUUGUUACCCAAUGUCUACGGGCUGAUGAAGAUGCCUUUUCACAUA
Messenger RNA from Punica granatum (pomegranate), 1733 nucleotides. The record is from RefSeq and is a predicted model, not a curated record. NCBI's taxonomy places the organism in Eukaryota, Viridiplantae, Streptophyta, Magnoliopsida, Myrtales, Lythraceae.